CAUGGCUACAGUUGUUGCCAUCUCACAGAGUCGGUAACAGGUGCUAGAACAUUUUUAACGGCUCUACACAGUGGGCUUUAUACAGAGAAAUAAUUUGCCUUCAUAGAACAGACAUGGAUGGAAAAGGUGGUUUGGCAAACUUAGACGUCGACGUAUUAAGUCCUGAGCAGCAAGAGAAACUGCAACAGUUUAAGAUUAAGACAAGAAUUGACAACGAGAAGUAUUUGAGGUCCCAUCCCGAAGUAGAGGAACUGAUUGGUGGCUUUAUGAGAAAUGUGCUUCUUAAAAGACCGACUGACAUCCAUGAGUUUGCCGCAGAUUACUUCAACAACAUAAACCUUCCCACUGGCCCUGUAAAAGAAGGAGACAGUGACAGAGCGAAUCACCCAACAGCUUCUACUUCAUGCCUGUCUCCGUUCAAAUCAGCAGAUGUAAAAUAAUGAUUAUGCUACUAUUUACUUUAAAUUGCAAUCAGGCUUUUUCUCAUAAGUCUCAUUACAUGUAGAGAAUCUUUUUACAUGUAAUUUAAAUGGGAAAUUUUAAAGACUUUAAUGAUGUUCCAUGGAAUUUGCAUUAGCAUUCUGCAAAGGCCUUGAUAGUCACAGAAAUGCUGUUUCAUGUUUGCUAGCUUUAAUCAAAAACCUGAAUAGA
Messenger RNA from Melanotaenia boesemani (Boeseman's rainbowfish), 651 nucleotides. RefSeq names its product RIIa domain-containing protein 1 (gene riiad1). The transcript has 4 exons. Bases 114 to 440 code for a protein of 108 amino acids. The record is from RefSeq and is a predicted model, not a curated record. NCBI's taxonomy places the organism in Eukaryota, Metazoa, Chordata, Actinopteri, Atheriniformes, Melanotaeniidae.